AUGAGCCCGUCAGCACAUGUCUUUCUCUUUGGAGAUCAGACGUACGACUUCGUACCUGAUCUCCGUAAACUCCUUGCCAUCAAGACGAAGCCGGUGCUCAACGCGUUCUUCGAACAAGCUCACUAUGUAAUCAGAGCACAGGCACAACAGUGGCUGGGACCGGUGAAGGCAGAGAAGGCACGCAGCGCGAGCCUCGCAGACUUGCUGCAGAAAUACACAGAGGGACAUCUGAGCCCGGCGUUCCAGGUGGCUUUGCAUUCGCUCACCCAACUAGGCGCAGUCAUCAGGCACGUGCUCUUUUAUGAUGAGCCCGGACGUCUCUACCCAACCCAGGGCUCUACCUAUCUCGUUGGGCUUUGCACAGGUGCCCUCGCUGCAGCUGCCAUUGCAUCCUCCGGUUCCCUCUCCGAGCUGCUUCCAGCGGCGGUGCAUACUGUGCAAUUGGCACUUCGCCUCGGCUUGCAUGCUAUUGACGUGCGUGAUCGUAUCUAUUCGAGCGUUUCUAGCGAGCAGGAACCAUGGUCCGUUCUGUACUUCGGAGUCGACGAGCCAGCCGCUGCCGCCGCUCUCGAGAAGUUCUCACGGGAGAAGGCCUUGACGAUCAGCGGUCCGCCGUCAACGCUGAAGCUUCUGCGGAAGGAUGUGUUUUUCGGCAAUUGCAAGUCGAAGCCUAUCCCGAUAUAUUUGCCUGCUCAUGUCUCACACCUCUAUUCCAUGGAGGAUGUACGCAUCAUCAUGUCGUCUACUAACCUGUCGCAAUUCCAAGAUUUCAACGUCAAAUUGCCAGUCAUCUCUGGCGCAACAGGAGUCUUUGCAUGGGGCGGAGGCCUUACUGCAUUGCUGGAGAAGGCACUGUGCGAAUGUCUGCUGGAGCCCAUCCGGUGGGACAAGGUAGUGGCCAACUUCUCGUCGCUGGUAAGCUCAAGCGGAACCUCUACCAUAGUCAUAUCGCCAAUCGCCACAAACCUGGAGCAGAACAUGUCUGCCGCUCUUAAAGAGAUAGCAAAUGUCUCGGUUGAGAGAUUGGAAGCUUUGCAUGAGCAUCCGCUGCAGCAACUGCCUCAGAGCCGUGCGAAACUUGCCAUUGUCGGCAUGUCCGGUAGGUUCCCGGAAGCACCUAGUCCUGCAGAUUUCUGGGACUUGUUAUAUCAAGGACUCGACGUUUGCAAAGAGGUGCCAGUCCAGCGGUGGAAUUGGAAGACACACGUGACUGCCGACGGAAAGGGACACAAUCUCGCUGGCUGCAAAUGGGGCUGUUGGCUUGACUAUGCUGACCAGUUUGAUCCACGUUUCUUCAGCAUAUCACCCAAGGAGGCGCCGCAAAUUGAUCCUGCUCAGCGCAUGGCGCUUAUGACGACCUACGAGGCUUUAGAGCAAUCCGGUUUCGUAGCCGACAAGACUGCGUCGUCCCAGCGCACCCGUGUUGGAGUAUUCCACGGCAUUACUUCGAAUGACUACUUGGAAUGCAACAGCGGUCAAUUCAUCGAUACAUACUUCAUCACCGGGGGCAAUCGAGCUUUCGUGCCUGGCCGUAUUAACUUUUGCUUCGAGUUCUGUGGGCCCAGCUACAGCAACGACACUGCUUGCUCCUCGAGCUUGGCUGCCAUCCAUCUGGCGUGCAAUUCCCUCUGGCGAGGUGACUGCGACACAGCCGUUGCAGGCGGCACGAACAUGUGUAUCAAUCCCGAUGGCCAUACAGGGCUCGACAAGGGCUUCUUCCUGAGCCGCACUGGCAACUGCAAGCCUUUCGACGACAAAGCUGACGGCUACUGUCGCGGUGAAGCCGUGGCGACGGUGAUCAUAAAGCGUCUGGACGACGCUAUUGCAGAGAACGACCCUAUCCUUGGGGUUAUCCUCGAUACAAAGACCAACCAUAGCUCCCUUUCAGACUCGAUGACACGCCCUCAUGUUGGAGCACAAGCGGACAACAUGAAGUCCGUUCUUGCGAGUGCUACCGUCAAUGCCUCGGACGUCAGCUACGUUGAGAUGCACGGAACCGGCACGCAGGUAGGAGACGCUGUUGAAAUGGAGUCCGUGUUGAAAGUCUUCGCACCAGACGAGCAACAACGCACGCCGGAGAACCCGCUAUAUGUUGGCACAGUGAAAGCCAACAUUGGCCACGGCGAAGGUGUUUCUGGUAUCACGAGCUUGACGAAAGUUCUCCUUAUGCUGAAGAACAACAUGAUUCCGCCGCAUUGUGGUAUCAAACCUGGCAGCAAGAUCAACCGGACCUACCCCGAUUUGGGGGCCCGCAAUGUCCAUAUCGCCUUCAAGCCAACACCAUGGGAGCGUCGAGGAGGUCCGAGACGAGCGCUCAUUAACAAUUUCAGUGCCGCCGGCGGCAACACGGCUCUGCUGCUCGAGGAGGCGCCACCUAGAGAGGUCGCAUCUGAAGACGACCCUCGGACGUCCCACGUACUUACCGUCUCGGGCCACGUUGCUGCAUCUCUCAAAAACAAUGCUAAGCUGCUUCUGCAAUACCUACAGCAGCACACGGGCACAUUGGAGUUGGCUCAACUCUCGUAUACGCUCACUGCGCGCCGCCAGCACCACAUUCACCGCAUAAGCAUUACCGGGGCCACAGUGCAAGAGAUCUCGGAUCGCCUGAGCGCUGCGAUUGAGCGCGGCGAUGGAAGCAACCGGCCGAAGUCGAAGCCAAAGAUGCUGUUCGCUUUUACCGGACAAGGUGCAAUGUGGGUUGCAGUAGGCAAACAGCUGCAUGACGCCUUCCCGUCCUUCCGCAGUAGUCUAUACGCCUACGACCGAAUGGCACAGGCUCUGGGCCUGUCUUCGUUCUUACCCUUGUUGGUUGAUUGCAAUGCAGAUGUCGAAAGCAGCCCGGCCGUCACAGUUCAGCUCGCAACCACUGCGCUUCAGAUGGCGCUGGCCGAUCUGCUAAGAUCAUUCGGCAUGUCGCCGGUUGCUGUCACCGGACACAGCCUUGGCAUGUAUGCCGCGCUGUACACCUCUGGCGUAUUGACAGCAUCGGACGCGAUCUACCUUGUGGGUAAACGAGCUGAGCUAUUCCAGCAGUCUUGCGCUCGUGGUACCCAUGCCAUGCUCGCCAUCAAAGCCUCCGAGAGCACCGUCAAUAGCCAGUUGACCGGUCAGCAGUUCGAGAUAGCCUGCGCCAACGGACCACAAGACACGGUCAUCAGCGGGAAGAGCGACUGCAUUGCCAAGGCUCAGGCAGCCUUGACGAGCAACGGAAUAAAGAGCACAAUGUUGAAGGUUCCGUACGCCUUCCACUCGGCUCAAGUGGAUCCAAUUCUGAAGCCUUUCAGCAUCAUUGCAAGCGGUGUGACCUUCCGUAAGCCGACCAUCACCGUCUUAGACCCGCUCACUGGUGCCGUGGUCGACAAAGAGGGCGUGUUCAGUGCGACUUACUUGCAAAGGCACUGUCGAGAGACCGUCGACAUGGUAUCCGCGCUGCAAGCCGGCCUGAAGAGCGGUAUCGUGGACGUGAAGUCGUGCAUAAGCAUUGAGAUUGGGCCGCACCCGGUGGUCUGCGGCAUGAUUCGCAACACGCUCGGCGCCGACCUCAGAUCGAUGGCUGUGCUUGAGCGCAGCAGAGACGUCUGGCCCAACCUGACCAACCUGCUCGGCAGCUUGUAUGGCUCUGGCGCUGAGCUGGACUGGACCGUCUAUCACCAGGCUUUCAAGUCGGCGCACAAGGUGCUUGAGCUGCCCGCUUACGCUUGGGAUCUAAAGAGCUACUGGAUCGCCUACGAGAAUGAUUGGUGCAUACACAAGCCGUUCGCUUUGCAGAACGUGAGCAACACGGAUAACAAGAAGGCUGCCGCGUUGCCUCCGCCUGCACAUGAGCCGGUCAAAGUUGAAGCACCUUCCAAGGAGACAGCUCUCAAGCUGCCUCCGGCCCCGCCUGCACCUCUGACCAGUACUGUGCACAGCCUUAGUGAAGAGACGAUCGAAGCCGACUCUAUUCGCAUUGUGGUGGAGGGAGAUUUGGGACGCGAAGAUUUACGUGAGCUCGCCCGUGGUCAUGUGGUCAACGAUGUACCAUUCACGACUCCCAGCUGGUUCGCGGAUAUUGCGUACACUGUUGGCACGUAUACCGUUGCCAGACUAUGUCCGAACCGCGAUGUCAUCGUCAAUGUCGGUGAUUUGGCUGGAGACAAAGUCCUCGUACCGACUGGCCGCGCAGGACAGAACCUGCGCUUGACCUUCACUGCGUCCUUCGAACGAGGUCAGCCGCAGACAAUUACUCAAGGCAAAUUCGUGUUCAACGCAGUCGAUGCCAAAGGCAGAAGCACCACACGGUACGGGUUCGGAGUCAUCCGUUUUGCGGACCGCACACUGUACCGACAGGUAACUACGAAGUUGCCAGAUUAUCUGAACAGCAUCAAGCGCCUGCGCUUUGGUGCAGAACAGGGCGAGCUGUGCCAGUACAACAAGCGUAGCGGGUAUCGUUUGAUGUCCAAGAUUGCCGGAUUUGGCGCCGAUUACAAGCUGCUGGAUGACGUGGUGGUCGACGAAUCCAGCAUCGAAGCGACCUGCUUCGUCAACUUCGCUACGAUUGCGACCAAGGGCAACUUCGCCGCUCACCCAGGCGGUGUCGACGCGUUCACUCAGUUGGCCGGCUUUUGCGUAAACGCUCGCGAGUGUGUCGACCUUGACAACGAAUGCUUCAUCAGUCACGGCUGGAAUGGCCUUGAACUCUACGCUCCCUUGACCUAUGACUGCAAGUAUGAGCUUUACGUUCGCAUGUCCGCUGACGGUACCGACUGGUUCAAGGGCGACACAGCGGUCUUGCACGACGGUAAGCUCGUGGCUUUCUUCAAGGAGGUCAUCGUGCACCGCAUGCCUCGCAAGUUCCGCAGUGCAGUCACCGACGCGUUUGCGACAGGCUCCAAGGGCAAGGCUCCAGUUGCCAACGCAGCGAAACCAGCAGCGAACAAGCCAGCGGUACGUCCGGAGACCCAUUAUCCAGGCCACUUACCCACCGAGUCGGGUGCGCCCAAGCACGCUGCCGGUAAAAUUGCGCCUUCGUCUGUCAGCGAAACUAGUCAACCAGUUGCUGUCGCAGCAGCGGCGAAUGCUCAAGCUGCUGAAACCGUGGCCAGGCAGGGGACAGCACCAAAGACGCCAUCACAACCCAAGAUCCCGAAAGCCUCUGGUCUCUCCGCCAAGACUUCGAAGUCGAUCGAUGAUGUUCUGAACAUUGUCUCGGAGGAGAGCGGCGUAGCGAAAGAAGAGCUCACCGACGAUAGCAACUUCGCGGACAUGGGCGUGGACUCCUUGUGCUCCAUGGUCAUUGGCAGCCGACUGCGGGAAGAGCUGCUCCUGGAGCUCGGUGCAGAAUUUUCGAUUUUCGUCGAUUGCCCGACUGUGAGGUCGCUCAAGGCGUUCCUCAUCGAACUCAACGGGGAGCAGAUGGACGAAGCCGAAGCAGCCAAUGCAGAAGAACCCGGCUUGGUCGAGCCGGCAGUCCCGGAGCACGUGGAAGAGAACUCCGUGAGGUUUACCGAGCCUCCAGUAGCUGAAUCGGUCCCACUCGCAAAAACUGCAGCGCACACCCAAGACAGUAUUAUCCACCAUGCUACGCCCGACGCACCGGCUUCCAAUAUUACCGUCACUGCCAACGUUGGCCCGGCUAGAGCCUUGGAGUCGAAGAACGCGCUGCAGGUUUCUACAUCUGCGCCAGUCGUUAAUGAGGCCUUAGACAUCGUUGCGCAGGAAAGCGGUAUCGCCAAAGAGGAUCUUUCUGACGACAGCGUGUUCGCCGACAUCGGUGUCGACUCUCUCUGCUCUAUGGUUAUUCAGAGUCGCCUUCGUGAAGAGCUUGCCAUCGACCUCGAUCCCGACUUCUCGAUCUUUGUCAACUGCCCAACCGUGGCUGACCUCAAGGCCUUUCUGAGCGAAGGCGCACCAGGAGUUAGCGGAGACUCAUCUGACAGCGCCGAAGACUCUGGUGCUUCCACGGUCAUUACGCCGCCGGAGGAGGGUCCCACGCCGGAUUGGUCGGCUUCAGAUGAGUGUCGGUCGACAACCUCAGUCAUUCUUCAGGGCAUCCCAAAGCUUGCCAAUAAGACGUUGUUCCUCAUGCCCGAUGGCAGCGGCUCUGCAACGUCUUACAUUACGAUUCCAAAGCUCGGCGACGAUAUUGCGGUCGUUGGCCUGAACUGCCCCUACAUUCGUGACCCCGAAGAGCUCAAGUGUACCCCCACGGCCAUGGUCCGCAGCUUCUGCAACGAGAUCAAGCGCCGCCAACCCACUGGUCCCUAUCAUGUCGGCGGUUGGAGCGCCGGCGGUGGCUUUGCCUUUGCCUGCGCGUACAUGCUCACUUCCGAGGGUCACGCCGUCGACAGCUUGAUCAUUAUCGACUCGCCUAUUCCCUCCAAGCUUGGUACGCUGCCCGCCGAGUUCUACGAGUACUGUGGUAAGCUUGGCCUCUUUGGCACCGGCCAUCCACCAACUUACCUCAUCCCGCAUUUCCUGCGCGUGAUGGAGGCCAUGCUUCCAUACCAGGCACGACCGGUGCGAGCGCCAAAGAUGCCGACUGUGGGCCUGGUCUGGGCUACAGAGACCGUGAUGGAUGGUCCAAACCCUCCUGUCGUGGCCAAGUCUCACUUCAUGCUGCAGAAGAGACAGAACUUUGGUCCAGACGGAUGGGAGACAUUGUUGCCGGGAGCGGAUUUCAUCAUUGAGAAGGUGGAAGGUGCCAACCACUUUACGAUGAUGGUGAGUCAAGCGGCGCAAGUAUUCUAG
Messenger RNA from Baudoinia panamericana UAMH 10762, 6729 nucleotides. RefSeq lists its product as uncharacterized. Gene Ontology annotation, biological process: secondary metabolite biosynthetic process; fatty acid biosynthetic process. The coding region runs from base 1 to 6729 and encodes 2242 amino acids. Lineage: Eukaryota; Fungi; Ascomycota; Dothideomycetes; Mycosphaerellales; Teratosphaeriaceae. The record is from RefSeq and is a predicted model, not a curated record. Gene Ontology annotation, molecular function: fatty acid synthase activity; phosphopantetheine binding. The transcript is spliced from 9 exons.